Trichogramma pretiosum is the source of this 2126-nucleotide messenger RNA. RefSeq names its product prolyl 3-hydroxylase OGFOD1 (gene sud1). The coding region runs from base 457 to 2037 and encodes 526 amino acids. Gene Ontology annotation, molecular function: peptidyl-proline dioxygenase activity; L-ascorbic acid binding; iron ion binding. Gene Ontology annotation, cellular component: cytoplasm. Gene Ontology annotation, biological process: peptidyl-proline hydroxylation; regulation of translational termination. The record is from RefSeq and is a predicted model, not a curated record. NCBI's taxonomy places the organism in Eukaryota, Metazoa, Arthropoda, Insecta, Hymenoptera, Trichogrammatidae. The transcript has a single exon.
CGGUAGGUGGCACAUUUUGAAAGAUAAGAGUCGUCCGCAACUUGGAUGUCAUGGUUACAGCCGGCAUCACUUCGUCGUUACUGUGUAUUGCUAUAUAUGUAAAACAGACUCUACAUAGUAGAUACACGUGAGCGAGUCUAGCAGUCAGCUCAUAUAUAUAUUACAGAAUACAGAAUCAGAAUUCAAACUUUGUGUGUGUUAGCAAAACUAUUACUUGAUUGAGUUUUUGUUUAUGUUACAAGUGUGUGUGAAACAAAAAGGUAAUAUUAUUCAACAACAUUUCUUUACUAAAAAAACGGAGAGACUAUUGAACGUCACAAGAAUAUUUAAGAUCAUAUAGUCCAUGUGCUCCAAAAUCUAACCUACUUUUGCUUGCAUAAGCACAUUAUCUCAAACGAUAGUUCUGUUUCAAAAGAGUUAAUUUUUUAUUGCUGAUUUGGAUUAAUAAAUAAAAAAAUGGAGAAAAAUAACUGUACCGAAGGUGCACCUGAAGCUAAGAGGAGAAGGUGUCGUAUUAUAUCUGAUCAUUUUUAUGAUCCAGACUUUCAAAAAGAAAUCUUUUCAAGUUGGAACACUGACAAUCCGAUAAAAAAUGAAAGACUUGAGAUUAUUACCAAACCCUUCAAAGUUUGCAAAAUUUCAAAUUUUCUUAAUGAUACUGAUUUUUUGGACCAAAUCAAAGCUAGUUUGUUGGAUGUCAAAAGUACCAGGCAAGACAUUGAUUUAUUCAAGAUGGAACAAACGUCAGAUCUUAGCAAAGAAAAAAAUGAAAACAUUAAAAAAUUGUAUUCAGCUUUUCAAAAUGAUGUUGCCGAUUGGAUUGAAAAAAAUACUGCCAUUCAUCUGAAUAAAAAAAUUACCAUGACUGGAUCCUGUUAUAAUGAUACUGAUUAUCUCAUCUGCCAUGAUGAUAGAUUAACUGAUCGAAGAAUUGCAUUUAUUUUAUAUUUGAGUAAGGAUUGGUCUGCUGAGUUUGGAGGUACUUUAGAUUUAUUUGAUACUGAUGAACAAGGUUUACCUAAAAACAUUGUUCAUUCUAUAGUUCCAGAAUAUAAUUCAUUAGUAUUUUUUGAAGUUACAAACAAUUCUUAUCAUCAAGUAUCAGAAAUAUUAAAACCUAAAGCAAGAUGUAGUAUAAAUGGAUGGUUUCAUGGAUCUGUGGCGGAUAGGGCAGAAUUUAAGAGACCAGAAGAAAUUGUAUCUUUCAUGGAUCCUGAAAUGACAGAGUGCGAUUUAAGUUCAUGGGUUUCCAAAAUGUAUUUGGAUCCUCAAACCAUUUGCGACAUUCAAGAAGAAGUUGAAAAUGACUCUAGCGCUCUUUUAAAAGAUUUCAUCAGUGACGCUAUGUAUAAAAAGUUAUCUGAAGAAAUUCAAGGAAACAGCAUCAAAUGGAAAAUGGUUGGGCCACCAGAUGUUCGAAGAUAUGAGGUUGCAGAUGAAGAUAGUUUACCAGAAAAUUUAGCAAGUUUUAUAAAAUUAAUAAAGUCUGUUACGUUUUGUCAAUAUCUAAAAAACUUAACUGAACUUGAUUUGGUACCUGAAACAGACGAAAUGAAACCAAAAUUGAACUUUGAACUUCAAAGAUGGUCGCAUGGUUGUUAUACUUUACUAAAAGAUGAAAAAUCAGAGGAAAAAAAUGAUAGUCUAGAAGAUUCUAAUAAUGUAAUUGAAAUAGAAUCUAAUGAAAAUAUUUCAUCUGACGAAGACGGAGACGGAGAAAUAAUAACUGCAGACAAUAUCGAUCAAUACUUAUCGGAUUCGGAUCAUGAAGAACCAGGGACGUCCGGGGAAUAUGAAGAAGAGAGCGAAAAAGGAGUGCUUGAGGUAAUCCUUCAGUUUCACACCGAAAACUUCAAAAGUCAAAGCAUUGCUUAUGUCGAUAAGACGGAAGAGGACGGUACAAUUAUGGAAAUACCCUACAAAGACAAUCACUUGUCUCUUGUAUACAUAACAGGAACUUCUCAGCGGCUUCAAAAAUACAUGAACCAUACCGUUGAAGGUUACACAUAUUGUCUUAUUUGUGCGUAUAUCGAAUAAAACAUUUACUUGUAACUAUAAAAAUCUAUUGUUGAUGUAAAAUAAUGCUCAAAGAUAUCGUUUUACCAUGUAUAUAGUUGUAAAUAAAA